AAAAUUUCCUUUUGGUGUAGGUGUUUGCUCUUGAGAAAAGAUCCUCUAGGCUUGAAAGUGAACUUAAAAGUAGAAAUGAACAAUUGAAAGGAAUGCAAGCAAGGCUAAAGGCUUCAGAAACAGAAGAAAAGAACAAAGGCAAAGAACUGGAAGAUACUCAGCUCCAACUUCAACAAGUUUCUGAGCAUGCAAAUACUUCACUUCACCAGGUGCAGGAACUUGAAGAGAAGAAUAGUGCUUUAACGUCAUCCAUGAGAGAGUUAUCAAACACAAUAGGACAGCUUCAAGCCAGAGAGCAGGAACUUUUAACAAAACUUAAACUUAAGGUAUGUUACAAAGUAUGUGCUAUUUUUCCUAAGGUGUGGCCUUGUCAUCAUAUCAAAGAACUUGAUCAUGUUUAUGUACUUGCACUGAAAAGUUUAUUAUAGUUCAGUGGCACAUCUAGGGGAAGGCCUGGGGGACCAAGCCCCCCU
Messenger RNA from Orbicella faveolata, 473 nucleotides. RefSeq lists its product as uncharacterized. The record is from RefSeq and is a predicted model, not a curated record. Lineage: Eukaryota; Metazoa; Cnidaria; Anthozoa; Scleractinia; Merulinidae.